This is a messenger RNA of Camarhynchus parvulus, 1664 nucleotides long. RefSeq names its product relA-associated inhibitor-like. The record is from RefSeq and is a predicted model, not a curated record. NCBI's taxonomy places the organism in Eukaryota, Metazoa, Chordata, Aves, Passeriformes, Thraupidae. Gene Ontology annotation, molecular function: transcription factor binding. Gene Ontology annotation, biological process: positive regulation of cell differentiation; regulation of transcription by RNA polymerase II.
CGCUGGCCAUGCAGCACAUGGACCUGAAGCAGGUGGAGCUGGACUCGGCCGUGGCCAAGGUGGACGAGCUCUCCUCCGCCAGCUCGAGUCCCUCUUGCCAGGACGGGGCCCGGACCCCCCACAGUGCUGGCCGUGCCCAGCCCCGGCGGGGGAGGGGCGGAGAGCCCCCCACGGCCCCCCUCCUGCGGCCCUUGGAGCUGCUGGGGGGCUCGGGGGUCCCGGGGCGUACGAGAGAGGCCCCCCCGCACGAGGUGCAGGCGCUGUACCCGUCCCUGGCGGCCCCCGGAACGUUCCGGACACAGGAUGACCUCGGCAUCAAGCGGCGGCCGCAGAAAAGUUGGAACGAGUCCGACCUGGACGUGGCCUACGAGAAAAAACCGGGGGGCUACGACCGGACCCCCGAGCCCCACGGCCGCCCCUCGCUGGGGCUCUGGAGGGAAUCCAGCCUCGACUCCGGCAAGGACGGCUCCUUCGGCGCUCACAGCGCCACCCUGCCGCGCAAUUACAAGCCGUCCGCCCUGGAGCGGCGGCCGGACGGGGGGGCCCCGCCGCUGUUCCGCUCGCCGCCGCUGUCGCGGACGCUGCCGCGGGGGUGGCAGCCGGGCCCGGGCCAGCAGCCGGUGUCGCGCAUCCCGGUGCCCCCGCCCCGGCCGCCGACCCCCCGCCACAAGCCGCUGCCCCUCUCCAUGAUCUUCCGGCUGCAGAACGCCUUCUGGGAGCAGGGGGCCCAGGGGGAUCAGCCCCCUCGCCGGGGGGCUCAGCGCCCCCCCAGCGGCGGGGGCGGGGGGCGCGCGGGGGUCGCCCAAAGCUGCCGGCGCUGCCCGCGGGGGCCGUCCGGAGCGGCUGGGGGGAAGCCCCCCCGCCCCGCGCCCCCCGACCCUCCGGAGCCCGAGGCGGAGCUGGAGCGGCUCCUGCGCUGCUCGGACGCCGAGGGAGCCCCGGAGGGUCCCCCGAGGACCCCCGGAGGGUCCCCCGAGGCGCCCCCGGCGCGGCCGCUGAGCCCCACGCGGCUGCAGCCGCUGCUGCCCCCCGAGGCGCGGCGGGUGCCCGAGUUCCAGGAGGUCGCGCGGGUCCUGGCGGAGAUGCCGCGGCCGCUGAAGCGCCGGGGCUCCAUGGAGCAGAGCCCCGGGCCCGCCGCCGCCCCGGCGCGCACCCGCCACUACCGGCAGCUGAUCCCGCGCCUGCUGCACCGGCCGGGCACGGCCGCGACACCGGGGGAAGGUGGCGGGGAGGUGGCGCUGCCGCUGUCGCCUGGACCCUGGGCGGCACUGGGGCGGCCUCGGCGACUGGGGAUGUGGGGUUUAUGGGUGGCUCUGGGGCGUUACGGGGCCGCCAUCUUCGCCACCACGGCCAGCGACGGCAGCCUGGCGGUGGAGAAAUGCGACCCGUACCGCGAGGGCUACGCCGACUGCUCCAGCUACCUCACUGAGGUGGAGCAGGGCAUGGGCGUGCUCAACAGCGGCGUGGUGUACGCGCUCUGGGAUUACAGCGCCGAGUUCGGCGACGAGCUGUCGUUCCGCGAGGGCGAGCCGGUGACCGUGCUGCGCCGCGAGGCCCCCGAGGAGCUCGACUGGUGGUGGGGGUCCCUCUACGGGCACGAGGGAUACGUGCGCAACUACUUCGGGCUCUUCCCGAGGGUUCGGCCACAGAAGAAGAAAAUCUGA